AUGAAAGAUGAUGCCACCCACCACAUCAUUUUGGACGAGCUAGAAGGCCUGGCAGGAUUAGCUACUGGGAGGCAGAUACCCACUCACACGGUGGGAUUAGGGUCGCAGCACCGGCAGCGGGCACUGGGAACCGGAGUGAAGUGGACACCCACGGCUAGGAUCUUCUCCCCGGCUCGAGCCCACUGUGACAUUAUUUUUCUCUCGAAAGGGGGCUGUGCAAAAAACGAAGAGGAGGAAGCCACUGGCUCGGAGGAGGAUCUGGGUUCGUCUCGUGGCAGCGGCGUGUGUAAAUGGUUCAACGUCCGGAUGGGUUUCGGGUUCCUGUCCAUGACCAACAGAGAUGGGACACCGCUCGAGGAGACUGUCGAUGUAUUCGUUCAUCAGAGCAAGCUGCACAUGGAGGGCUACCGCAGCCUGAAGGAGGGCGAGGCGGUGGAGUUUACCUUCAAGAAGUCGUCUAAAGGCCUAGAGUCUGUCACGGUGACGGGGCCAGGGGGAGCACAGUGUGUGGGCAGUGAGAAGAGACCUAAGGGGCAACAGAAACGACGCUCCAAGGGGGACAGAUGCUACAACUGUGGAGGACCUGACCACCAUGCCAAAGAAUGCCAGCUACCUCCUCAGCCCAAGAAGUGCCAUUUUUGCCAGAGCAUCAGUCACAUGGUGGCCAACUGUCCAAUCAAAGCACAGCAGUCCUCCCCUGGCGCUCAGGGAACAGCAUCAUCACUGAGGGACGAGGAAGAGGAGCAGAGCCAUGCUCCCUUUCCCCACAGGGAGAGCUAUGAUUGAUCGAUUCAGGGAUUCAGCCAAUCAAAAGGUUUCAUUGGAAUGCUGCUUUUGGAACUACAUCAGGUUGUCUUUAUUUAUCGCACAAACAGCAAGAAAUGUGUACUUUUAUUGAUGUGAUAGUUGAGAUUGAGUGUUUUAAUUGUAUUUUCCCUGCUGCAGCUAAAUAAGAGGUAGCCUAUGUGGAUUUUCCUGGAGACGAUUGUGAGUGCUCUGCUCUCUCACUGUAUACCAUGUUUCCCAAAAAGCUUUUGUUAGAAAAAGGUAAAGGAAAUACAAUCAUACAUGUGAAUGUACAGAUAUAGGUGUCCUGACUCUAAGACUGUUUCAUGGACAAAAAGGAGUGUGUCUUUCUGCUUAUUGAAAUCUUCAGGUAUUAUAAGUCGUUGUGCAUUUCUACGGCCAAGUGAAUGUUUAACCCUUUUUGCUGUAUGAAUGUUGGUACACCAUGGUUGCCGAUUGGACUGUGUACAAUACAGCUUGUCAUAAGUGCCAUAGCCUGUUCAUUUGUCUCAUGGGUGGUUGGAUGUGGCCCCCUCCCUUGCAUGUUACAAAGCCUUGCCUCAAGGCUAAAUGCGAGGAUAGCGUCGAUUGUAUGUCUGUCUGUCUGUCCCACAGUUUUUACUAUGGAUGUAAACAUGGCUUUCUAACAUUUUCUACAUAUCAGGGGUGUUCUCAUACACGGCCCAAAUACAUUACUUGUUUCUCAUUGUCUCGUUGUACUUGAAAACUAUUUAGAAAGCCAAAGGUAUUACAUGUUCUUUCUUGGAUGGACCUGAGCGUUAUUUUCUUUCUUUAAGGACAUGUUUUCAUGACUGAGUGCUAUGAUAAAGGGACUCAAGUGUUGAAUAAGAUGGUUAUAGGUUUAGUAUUUACUCCUCUUUUACAGGAGUGGAUGGAAUACUUUACACCACUUAAAUGUAUAUAGAUAUGAUCUUUUUUAUAUUUAUUAUUUAUUCAUUGUCACUCUCUACCUCUCUUUCUAAUAGAUAAAGUAUCACAAUUUGUAGCUCAAUUCUAUUUAAACAGCAACCGGCUUUGGUUCUAGCCUCUUGAUAGAUUCAUGGCCAUAUUAAGCAAACAAUUAUGCUUUACUUUUUACUUUCUCUUUCAAUGGGCUUCAUUUUCAGUUGACUUCAUAAUAUUCACUAUAUAUACAAAAGUAUGUGGACACACUUUCAAAUGAGUGGAUUCGGCUAUUUCAGCCACACCCGUUGCUGACAGGUGUAUAAAAUUGAGCACAGUCAUGCAAUCUCCAUAGACAAAUAUUAGCACUAGAAUGGCCUUACUGAAGAGCUCAGUGACUUUCAACGUGGUACCAUCAUAGUAUGCCACCUUUCCAACAAGUCAGUUCAUCAAAUUUCUGCCCUGCUAGAUCUGCCCCGGGUCAAAUGUAAGUGCUGUUAUUGUGAAGUGGAAACGUCUAGGAGAAACAACGGCUCAGCUGCAAAGUGGUAGGCCACACAAGCUCACAGAACGGGACCGAUGAGGGCUGAAGCGCGUAGUGCGUAAAUAUCACAUGUCCUCGGUUGCAACACUUACUACCGAGUUCCAAACUGCCUCUGGAAGCAACGUCAGCACAUUAACUGUUCGUCGGGAGCGUCAUGAAAAGGGUUUCCAUGGCCGAGCAGCCACACACAAGCCUAAGAUCACCAUGUGCAAUGCCAUUCGUCGGCUGGAGCAGUGGAAAGGCGUUCUCUGGAGUGAUGAAUCACGCUUCACCAUCUGGCAGUCCGACGGACUAAUCUGGAUUUAGCGGAUGCCAGGAGAACGCUACCUGCCCCAAUGCGUAGUGCCAACUGUAAAGUUUGGUGGAGGAUAAAUAAUGGUCUGGGGCAGUUUUUCAUGGAACUUUGUUCCAGUGAAGGGAAAUCUUAAUGCUACAGUACAGCAUACAAUAACAUUCUAGACGAUUCUGUGCUUCCAACUUUGUGGCAACAGUUUGGGGAAGGCCCUGUCCUGUUUCUGCAUAACAAUGCCCCCAUGCACAAAGUGAAGUCCAUACAGAAAUGGUUGGUUGAGAUCGGUGGAAUAACUUGACUGGCAUGCAAGAACUCUGACCUCAACUCCAUUGAACACCUUUGGGAGGAAUUGGAACACCGACUGUGAGCCUGGCCUAAUCGCCUAACAUCAGUGCCUAACCUCACUAAUGCUCUUGUGGCUGAAUGGAAGCAAGUCCCUGCAGCAAUGUUCCAACAUCUAGUGGGAUGCCUUCCCAGAAGAGUGGAGGCUGUUAUAGCAGCAAAGGGCGGACCAACUCCGUAUUAAUGCCCAUGAUUUUAGAAUGGGGUGUUCGACGAGCAGGUGUCCACAUAUUUUUGGUCAUGUAGUGUAUUGUGCUUAAACCAAUGCAACAAUAUUCUGCGCUAAUCAUGUGUAGGAGUAUGGGUAUUUCUUAAAGAUAUUUAAUUUCUCAUUGAUUGUUAUGAUUGCAGCCAGGCUUUCAUUUCUCUGAAAUCCUCAUGUUAAAGAGGAGCUACUUUGGAAGGAGUAGUAAAGUGUGUUAUGUGUGUACCUAUAGCCUAUAGGCUGGGUUGCCGGAAAAUCCAUGCAGAACAUUGAUUGCCAAAAGGGAAAUGCACUAUUUACACGUUGCUAUGACGUUACUGUAGUACAGCUAGCUAUAUUUAAUGUUAUAUUCUAGUUUUGCUGUCUUUUUCUGACUUAAUUGGUGAUCAAGUUGUAAGACAGCAUAGGUAAUAGAGCAGCAUGAUAUUUCCUUAGACACCCUAAGUUACUUCUCUGGUCUCUCUCUAGAAGUGGCACACAACCAAUCUGAAGCAGCAAACCAUUGACCUCCCCGCUUUUUGUGGUUAUUGUACAUAUUCAGCUUCGUCACGAUAUUAAUAUAAUGUUGUUUAUUUCCGUUUUUACUUUGCAUGGUAGUCAGUCAGUAGUUAGAGUAGAGUAGACUCACCUCUCCAUAUAGGGACUACACAAUGGGCCCCUUUUGUAGACAAAGCAUUUUGAUGACCAGGGGUGGACUGACCAUCUGGCAUUUCGGGCAAAGUGGGCCUGUCUAACUUUUUUUUUCUUUUCACAAAUGUAUCAUUAUCUGGCUAAUAAUGGAGGCCUUUAGGGAAAAAAUUGUCCGGUGUGGGGGUUCAAGAAAAAAAAUGGUCCGGUGUGGGGGUUCAAGAAAAAAAAUGGUCCGGUGUGGGGGUUCAAGAAAAAAAAUGGUCCGGUGUGGGGGUUCAAGAAAAAAAAUGGUCCGGUGUGGGGGUUCAAGAAAAAAAAUGGUCCGGUGGGUUAGAAAUGACACGGGGCGAUUUCUGGUCGAGGCUGCCCUUGUUGAUGUCCUUUCAAGAGCUUAUGUUGACAUUUGCCACUUGAUGUCACACACAGUCAUACCCGUUUGAGCCUAGUAUUUUGUCACUUCAUGUAUUUAGGCUGUAACAUGAUCCUUAAUUUCCAGAGUCCAGACAAUGCGCCUAUUCUUUUUAUUUCAUUUAGGGUAGGUGGGAGUUUUUUUAUAAAAUAUUUCUUACUGUAUGAGAACAAGACAGAAAUGCCUUGUCAAGAAUCUAUACAAGUCUACCUCAGGAUGUUUUUGAAAAUGGACAAUGACUGAGUUAAAAAAAAAUCAAGAUCGAUUUGUCCAUUCAUUUUGUGAGAUUGUUUUGAAUGAUUUCUUAGUUUUGUUUAUCCAUUUUUUGUGUGAAUGAUUUUUUUGUUUCAGUUUGCAAUGUAAUGUUUUCCUCACAUAGAAAUGCUGUUGAAUUACUGUUGACUGUUCUUCUUUUUUUGUGAUUAUACAUUGUCUGCAUCAAUACAUCAGACAUGUUGGUAUUAUUCUAUGCAUUGAUAUUGUCUAUGCUUAAUUUGAACUGAAAUAGGUGCCGGUACUCAUGUUGGGUGCCGGUACUGUUUAUAUUUAGAUUCAGGAGCUCCACAAUACUUUUGAGCUAAUAUUCUAUAAGAGGAACAGGAGCUCAAGCAGUAGAACAUUUGAGGUGCUGGUACUGAGAUCCGGUGAAUUUCUGUAUAUCAUGAUAAUACUGAACUCAAAGCAGGAGGGGUAUAUUACUCUGUAUGUAGGUACAACAGCGCCUCUUGAACAAAUCACCUUAUCUAUACUUACCAGGACAGGCAAACACCCUAACAACUUCAAGCAACCUAAAUAAACCUCUGAUAUCUCUUUUGUGUUUCUGAAGGCGUGUGACACUAGGUCUACUUAAAUACUAAAGUGUCAAAUAUAAUCAUAUUCAUUGUAGGCUGUUGGAAAAAUACCAGGACUUACUGUCAGAAAUGCAUUUGUUUAAUUUUGUUUCAAAUCUACCUCUGAUCUUUUGAUACACUGUAUUAUGGAAAAAAAUGCAUGCUUGCUUUUGCAUAUGUUUCUGUCAUAUGAGUUGAAAGUAUGGUUAAAAAUAUUCACAAUCAUUCCCCACAAAAUGAAUACCCAAUACCCAUUUUCCUCAUACCAUAUAUCCUUUCUGGUCACUAUCUCAAUUAGGCCUAUAUGUCAGUAUUCAAUGUAUAGGGGUUAUAAAUGAAGCACAAAACAAACAAUAGGCCUGAUAUUGUGUGUUACUUGAUUUCUCUGCUUUGCUGUUUAUUAGACCAAAGAAUGUAGCUAUGUUGACUGUUAUCACCAACCACAGAAUGUGAUACAGUAGGCCUAUAGCUCACUUUGACAAAUCAUGUAGCAAGCUUUAUUGCCAACUGAGUUGCGAACAACGCAUAGUAGUGUUGACAUGUGCAUCAUUGA
Messenger RNA from Salvelinus fontinalis (brook trout), 5494 nucleotides. Its product is annotated as protein lin-28 homolog A-like. The record is from RefSeq and is a predicted model, not a curated record. Bases 1 to 786 code for a protein of 261 amino acids. NCBI's taxonomy places the organism in Eukaryota, Metazoa, Chordata, Actinopteri, Salmoniformes, Salmonidae. The transcript has 4 exons. Gene Ontology annotation, molecular function: nucleic acid binding; zinc ion binding.